CCCUGUCCGGUCCUGCACAGAAAACUGCCAUUUCUUGCCAAGAAAGGGGUGGCUUGUAGGCUCAAGCCUUCCGGACAUUUCCACCGAUUUCGCUGCACAUUCGGCGCCUUUCCUGAAUCGGACGGGGCAAGUUCGGCUCACAGUAAAGCGCCGGCAGCAGGCCACACGUACAGCUUCCAGUGAUGGUCUAGUGUCGUCUACUCUACCAUACCUCUGCACCCAUUUAAGCAGAGCAAUGUGCCAAUGCUAUUGCACUCAACACAUAUCCACACACAACUGGAGAAGCUCAACUCGCCGACGGAUCGGAAACAAUGGCGAGCCGCCAGCCGCGGCCGGUGGACGCUUCCCUGAGAUCGCUGUCGAUUGCAUCUGCGCUGCUGACAUGGAGCGUUUGCUGUGCCGCGGUGAGUGUGAGGGCACUACCUGAACCUGACGGUGGUAGCUCCAACUCCAACAUGACAGAACUCCAGAUGCAUGUGUCAUUCUUCGACAGGAACAAAGAUGGCAUCCUCACUCCUCUUGAAACUUUCCAAGGAUUUGUUGCUAUCGGAUGUGAAGUUGCCUUCUCCACCGCGGCUGCAUCGACAAUUCAUACUGCUCUCGCUCCUUUGACCAACCCUCCUGGUGCACUGCCACCUUACAUAAAUAUCUACGUGGAGUACAUCCACAAAGCAAUUCAUGGAAGCGACACCGGCGCCUACGAUUCCAAAGGAAGGUUUGUCCAGGCAAAAUUUGACGAAAUAUUUAAGAAGCAUGCUCAUAUCAGAAAAGACGCCUUGUCGCUCUUGGAGGUAGAAGAGAUGCUCACAGUCAACCGGGACGUUCUUGAUCCUGCAUCAUGGGCUGCUGCUGAGGCCGAGUGGCAGCUGAUCUACCAGCUAGCCCACGACAGGUAUGGGUUUCUUACCAAGGAACGCGCGAGGGGCAUCUACAACGGCAAGAUCUUCGUUGAGCUUGAGGAACGCAUCAGCAGGAGACCUCUUCACAGCAACGCAUGAUAUCUAUCAUUAAUUUGGCAGCUGCAGCAACUUGUAUGCUUCACAUGAUCACAAUUAGGCAGCCGUGGUAGUACCAGCAUCUUGUAUACUGGAAUGGAACCUGAUUUCUAUACGACUUUACUACUGGAAACUGAAGAUUUCCUGUCGGUUACCAAACCGACAGGACAAUGCCAUUUACCGACAGAAAAAAUAGUUUUUAUUUUUCC
This is a messenger RNA of Sorghum bicolor (sorghum), 1204 nucleotides long. Its product is annotated as probable peroxygenase 5. Gene Ontology annotation, molecular function: calcium ion binding; monooxygenase activity. The transcript has 6 exons. The coding region runs from base 312 to 998 and encodes 228 amino acids. The record is from RefSeq and is a predicted model, not a curated record. Lineage: Eukaryota; Viridiplantae; Streptophyta; Magnoliopsida; Poales; Poaceae.